This is a messenger RNA of Portunus trituberculatus (swimming crab), 4055 nucleotides long. RefSeq lists its product as uncharacterized. The record is from RefSeq and is a predicted model, not a curated record. Gene Ontology annotation, molecular function: protein binding. Gene Ontology annotation, cellular component: plasma membrane. Lineage: Eukaryota; Metazoa; Arthropoda; Malacostraca; Decapoda; Portunidae.
AGCUCAGUUCGGCGCCAGCCACAGUAGAGGGCAGACGUACGCCGCCUCGCUCUCCGACCUCCUUGCUUUCCCUCGCUCGAUACCCGCGGUAGAAGUUGAGUCAGACACAUACACGCCAAGACGCCACCGCCACGCACGCCUGCACGCCCGCACGCCCGCAAACAAGCCGCCCAUGGAAGACUAGUGUGAUUUGACCAACUUUUUCCUGACUUUGCUAUCUCCACGAGUGCCUGUGAGGAAAAAUAAUCAAGGAAAAGAGGAAAUUUCAUUCUUAUAUGGAAAACUGAAGGAAAAGUAAGACUGCAACUUUUUUUCCCUUUUCCUGGUCACGUGAGAGUUGAAAGUAAUGGUGUGUGUGGUGAGUGCGGCGCGAGGUGGCGGCGGUGGUGUGUGGUGGUGGUGCGGGUGUCUAAAGGGUUGGUGAUGGGGGACACCUUCUACUGACUCCUCCUCCACCUCCUCCACCACCUCCUCCACCUCCUCCUCUUCCACUCAUCUCCACCUCCCCCGCGGCUAUGGUCAUCUCCGCAGCUCCCUCCACCGCCAUCUCCACUGUUUGAGGUGAUGUGGGCGUGCGUGUGGAUGGCAGGUGUGGUGUGGGCGGCGGCGGGCGUGCGGCUGGGCGAGGCGGCGUGCACAAUGGCAGAGUUUCCGUGUCGCAGCAAACAGUGCAUCAGUCUGGACCGCUACUGUGACGGACGGAGGGACUGUGACGACAACAGUGAUGAACCCUCUGGCUGCUCGCCGUGCAACAGGACCUACUACGGCCGCGUCGGCGCCACCUACAGGCUGCACAUUCCCAGGCCGAGGCGAGGGACACUGCCACACUUCUGCCAGCUCACCUUCAUUGCCUCAGGGGACACCUACGGGGACCUGGUGCAGCUCAGCAUUGAAAAGUUCACCCUGGGGAGGUUCGUGUCGCACACCGCGGCGGGCUGCCCUGACGGCUACAUGCAGAUCGAGGAGCUGAGCAGGCCCCUCAACUCUGGCUACUGGUGCGGCACUGCGUGGGGUCACAACGUGUUCUACUCGGAGACCUCGGCCAUCACGGUGAUGCUGCGCGUGUUCAACCUCACCGAGGACAACGCCAACAACAACCCCGGGGCCUUUUCGUCGCAGGACGACGUAAUGCUCGGCCUCUCCUACAGGUUCCUGCGGAAGGAAAGGGCCGUGUUGCGCUAUGGCGCGCCCUACAGCCCCACCUACCGCGGCGAGGACGUGCCCAACACCUUCUGCGACAAGGAGUUCGAGAACUGCGACAAGAAGAACUGCAAGGUGCAGUCCCCGAACUUCCCCGGCAUGUACCCGCGUAACCUCACCUGCCACUUCCACAUCGGCCAGACGCGCGUGCCGGACGGCAAGGUGGCGCUCAUCCGCGUGCGCCAGCGCAACCCGCACCUCAUCUACAUCAAGGACCGCAACGCGCCGCACCUAUCACGGGAAAGGAAGCUGCAGGUGGGCACGGGCUGCCACGUGCUGCACGACUACCUCGUGGCCUAUGACGGCAACAACACGCGGGAGGCCGUGCUGGCCACGCUGUGCAAGGGUGGCGCGCCCCUCAGUGGCAUCACUUCCAGCGGGCCUGACCUGCUGCUCGUCUUCCACGCCUCGCCCUUCGACUUUCCCUUCCAGGACUCGCCGCGCCGCCGCACCUUCGGCUUCGAGCUGGACGUGGAGGUGGAGUUUGUGGACCGGGAGAGCACCGCCUACAUUCGCGAGGGCGCCGCCUGCAACUACACGGUGAGCAGCCGCGGCCAGCGCAGCGGCUACGUGCAGUCCCCCGUACACUCCCUGCUGCCCAACACCACCUGCUGGUGGCGCCUACUGGCCGGCAGCACCGAGGUGGUGUGGCUCUACUUCCUGCACUACCGCCACGUGCACCACCCAGAAAUGCCGGCCCCCGCCCACUGCUCCAACACCCUCACCAUCACCGACGGCGACGCCCUAUCCGAGCCGCUCCCGCCCCCCGACCUCUCCGCCGCGUCACUGGACGCCGCCGAUAACGUGACGCUCAACGUGACACAGGAGGAGGCGCCGCCUGCCACCAAGGUGAUCGGCAAUUUCUGCCGCCCAGACCAGCUGCCGCGCGUGUGCUCGGGCGUGCAUGCCCCGGGGCCGCACGCAGCGCCCUGCCUACCCGGGGAGAGCUACGUGUCCGCCUCGCCGGCACUCACGCUCUCCCUCAGGUACGCGGCGGGCACGGCGCCCGCACACGUCGAGUUUCUUGCUAGGUACGAAUUUGUGGACAAGCGGCAGUGGGGGACGCCCACCCCCGGGGGCGGUCCCUGUGACCGCACCUUCACGGAGCAGCCUGACCGCUUGUUUGUCUCUCCGCGGGACGUGUUCCUCUUCGGGCGCGGUGGUGCACGCAAGCUGCGCUGUGUGUACACCUUCCGGGCGGCGCCGCAGCAACGGGUGGCGCUGCGCAUCCUGCGGGCGCGGAUGGGAUCGAGCUGCGGCACGCGCUACCGCCACGCCUCACACCGCUAUGAGUGCUCGCACGCAGGCGCGGGGGACCAGCCUGCCAUCUGGCUGAGCGAGGAGCCGUGGGAGGGCGUGCCGCUGGUGCGCGCCUGCCUGUGCAACGUGUCCCACGAGCGGCCCUUCCUGCUGGUGUCGUACACGCGGCAGCUGCGCCUCACCUUCAGCGUGCCCGUCAUGACGCCCGCCGCUGACUACAACGACUUCUUCCUGGAGGGCGAGUACUCGCUGGUGCCCGCCGCGCCACAGUGUCGCCGCGCCAAGCGCCGCAUGGCGGGCAGGCACGGCAACUUCACGGUAGGCGUGGCAGCGCGCCGCGACCUGUGUUCCGCCCUGCCGCGCCUCGUCACGGCGGCGGACGGCUCCUUCCUGUUUCUGCGCGUCCGGGGCUUCGCGGCGUCCGAGGACAAUUGCCAGGCGGCGUCACGUAUCAACGUAUACGCCGUGGGCGGCCUGGCGCCCCUCGCCUCCAUCUGCCCCGACCAGCGCCUGGACUACACGCACGUGUUCAGCAGCGGCUGGCACGGCGCGAACCAAACGCAGCGGCAGCAACUGUCCGCGGCGGACCUGUGGAGCACCGCGGUGGGCGGCGGCAGCCUGCACCUAGGGCAGAGCCACUACUACUACCACCGCCAGCAACAGCAGGCGGAGCGGCAGCAGCGGGGGCGCCCACACCAGCGGCCGCGGCCAGAGUCGCGGGACUUGGUAGUAGAGUUUGUGGGUAACUCGAGCGAGCGCGUCAUGGUGAGCUGGGUGGGCGUGUGGCGCCCCAUGCAGACGGCGCCGCUGUCACCGGUGGGCGUGGACCUGUGCCCGCACCGCUGCCCUCAGAUCGAGGCGUGCCUGCCCGCUGACCUGUGGUGCGACGGCUCCGUGCACUGCCCCUCCGGCCUGGACGAGGGAGCGGCGGCGUGCGGCCUGCUGGCGGCGCUGCCCUGGGUGUACCUGGGCGCGGGCGGCGUGCUGGCGGCGUCGCUGCUGGCGCUGCUGGCUGCGGUGGUGGUGCACCGCCGCCGACUGCACGCCCUCAAGCGGGAGGAGGAAGCGGCGGCGGCGGCGGCCAACAACAGCCACGGCCUGAAGAGCACCACGCAGGACUUCCUCCUCCCGCCAGACAAGGACUCGUGGUGACAGGACGCCCAUUCUGGCGACGUGGUGCGCGUCGACUACGAAACCACCGUGUAGUGCGUGCGUGCGUGCGUGCAUGUAGGUGCGUGCGUGUGCGAGUGUUACCGGUGGUGUAGCGAUGGAUCGGUGAGUGCGGCACAGUGACAGCGGCGGACAGGUGUGUGUGUCGGGCAGGUGUAAGGGUCGCUAGGAUGGGAUGACGAACGCCACGACGAGCGAGACAUAAUCUGUACAUAGGCAGGUUUGUAACAGGUUUGUAACACGUGUACAUAUGUAAACACACGUUAUCGUUUUAUACCGACGCCAAAUGUUGUUAUACCGAGACUUGUGUGUGUGUGUGUGUGUGUGUGUGUGUGUGUGUGUGUGUGUGUGUGUGUGUGUGUGUGUGUGUGUGUGUGUGUGUGUGUGUGUGUGUGUGUGUGUGUGUGUGUGUGUGUGUGUGAUAC